AUGGUAAAGAAUGAAACGUGUGUAUGCGAAGGAGAUGCCAACAGAGGAAGCAAGGUGAGUGAGUCGGUACUUGAAAAUGAUUGCAUACAGGAAAAGACCAAUUUAAAUCCAACUUGUGGUUUCUCCCGACUCAAUCAUCAAGAAGCCAACAUGAAUACCAUUCACACCUUCCUCACAGCCAUUGUUCUUGUGGCUCAAUCAUUCCAAAGCUACAUGAUCCAGAGGCUGCACAAAAUCUACAAGCAUUUUGGAUAUGCUGUUGCAGGGAAGGAUCAUGAAGAUCAUGAAAGUGAUUUUUGUUCUGUGUGUCUGAGCCAAAUUUGUAAGGGGGAAAAAGUUAGGUCUCUUCCAGUAUGCAACCACAGGUACCAUGUUGAUUGUAUUGGAGCUUGGCUGAAGAACCAUGCCACAUGCCCUCUUUGUAGGAACAAAAUCACUGAUCAUAUCCCCCCAAAACAUAAACAGGUGAAGACCUUAGGAGAGUCUGUGUUUAAUCUCAUACAGAGUUUCUCAGAUCUAUUGGUUGCUAUCCUCUACAUGGUACUUCCAUCUAGCAUCACUGAGAGUUUCCCUUUGGUUCAUUAA
Messenger RNA from Sphenostylis stenocarpa, 585 nucleotides. Lineage: Eukaryota; Viridiplantae; Streptophyta; Magnoliopsida; Fabales; Fabaceae. The record is from the annotation of a GenBank genome assembly.